AUGCAAGCCCAACCCGGAAGCAGAUCCCCUCGUUUCCAUUUGCUCCUAUCUUUUUUGAUCGUCUUAUCUCUCCCUCAUCUCAUUGGCGCGGAAAGCAUCCUCGGAGACAAUAACACCUGCGACAACGCACACAUCCUCGAGCGCAACGCCGACUGUGACCCCCAACGCGCUGCCAUGACAUGGAAUACGACGAAAGAGACCACAGCGAAUACCGGUGCGAAGAUGUAUGGCUAUAGAUACCCCCAGGUGCCGCUUGAGGUGGAUAAUUAUCCUGUAGGGCCCGAGGGUUUGCAGUUGGAACAAGUACAUGUGUAUGUUAGACACGGAGAACGAACACCCGUAGGGGUGCGGCUGACGGACCCCCCUGCAUCGAUACCGGAGUAUUGGAUGAUGUGCAAGACUGCGCGCCGUUUUCGUGCCGCUGUAUCGAGUGCACUUGGACCUAGCCCUAAUCAAGCCCCCCAUUUGUCUGUGAGAAAUGAUGAGCUGGAAGAGACACUGCAAACCCAGAAGGUUGUAGAGAGGAAAGACGGGACAUUAGUAGAAGGAGAAUGCUUGUUGGGUGAACUCACUGACCUCGGCAGACAAUCAACAUACAGUUUCGGGCAAAACCUACGCCGGCUAUACGUGGAAAGAUUAGGCUUCAUUCCCGACACUCUACCAUCUUCUGACAUUGUAUACUUCCGGAGUACCAACAUGCCCCGAACGAUAGAAUCUCUUCAACAAGUAGUACAUGGCCUGUACCCCACAAAUAAAUGCCUAGAUGGUGCCCAGCCGCCUUUACGUAUCAGGAAUGGAAAAGACGAAAACCUAAUAGGUAAUACCUACGCCUGCAAGCGCCUAGAGAUUUUGCAAGCCGGAUUUGCCAACGCGGCUGCUCAAGCGUACAAUAGAAGUCUUGAACGUCUAGAUAAGAAAGUUUCCAAAUACCUGAAUGGUAACCCAAUACGCGUGGACGGGAAACCUAGGGCGUCUGGGAUAAUGGAUACGAUUCGAGCUUCAAUUGCACAUGGAAUCAAAGUCCCACCAGAGUUCGAGGACAAGACUAUCGUAGAUGUCAUAGAUGUAUGCUCGACCCUUUUCCUCCCCUAUGGUCACCCGCUGAGGACAAUCUACGCAUUAGAUAAAACGGAAGAAGUCCGUCGACUUGCCAUGGGCCGUUUGUUGGACGACAUGUCGCGUAAAAUGCAGACCAAAAUCCAACAGAGGGAAGCAGAUCCUUUGAAAAUUCUCGUUCAUAGUACACAUGAUACUGCAAUCGCUGGCCUUUGCUCCACAUUUGACGUUUUUGACGACAAGUGGCCGGCUUUCACAGCGUCAAUCACAUUUGAGCUUUUCAAAACUCGGGAACCAGAGUCCGACCAAACACGCUCGCAAUCAAUCUUAACACGGAUGGGAUCGCCUUCCUCUUCUUCGCAAUACUACGUCCGGAUGCGGCACCAGAACAAGGACAUGACUCUCCCUAUAUGCGCACAGAGUGGUAACCAUUUAGAAGGUCACCCUGAGUUCUGCACGUUCUCUGCGUUCAAAGCACGUGUCAAAGAGCUGACUCCCACAGAAUGGGACGAUGAAUGUUUACCAGCUGGAAAGCCCUAA
Psilocybe cubensis is the source of this 1596-nucleotide messenger RNA. RefSeq lists its product as uncharacterized. Gene Ontology annotation, molecular function: phosphatase activity. The coding region runs from base 1 to 1596 and encodes 531 amino acids. Lineage: Eukaryota; Fungi; Basidiomycota; Agaricomycetes; Agaricales; Agrocybaceae. The transcript is spliced from 12 exons. The record is from RefSeq and is a predicted model, not a curated record. Gene Ontology annotation, biological process: dephosphorylation.